Plutella xylostella (diamondback moth) is the source of this 868-nucleotide messenger RNA. Its product is annotated as isochorismatase domain-containing protein 1. The record is from RefSeq and is a predicted model, not a curated record. NCBI's taxonomy places the organism in Eukaryota, Metazoa, Arthropoda, Insecta, Lepidoptera, Plutellidae.
AUUGGUGUUUUGUUUUGACUUUUGAUUAUUUACCGGCGAAACAUCACAUCAAAAUAGUUUUGCAAUUUAAUUUAGAAAUGGCAGCCCGUAGUAUACUAAAAUUGGGGGCUCUUGAAGCACAGAAAACCGCAUUUUUCCUGUGUGAUGUCCAAGAAACAUUCCGUCCGCAUGUGAAACAUUUUGAAGAGGUCGUCAAAGUAGCCAACAAGAUGAUAGAAGGAGCUAAACUAUUCAACAUAAACCUCUAUGUAUCAGAGCAAUAUCCCAAAGGCCUCGGUCACACUACGAAGGAUAUCAACCUAGACAGCGCAGCAUUGGUUUACGAAAAGACUAGGUUUUCCAUGUAUACUCCAGAAUUAAAGGAGCGACUGAAAUGUGAAGUACCGAGUCUCGCUUCUGUGGUGCUAUUCGGGAUUGAGGCCCACGUGUGCAUAGAGCAGACGGUGAUAGACCUGCUGAAUGAAGACAUCUCGGUGCACAUCCUCGCUAACGGAGUCUCCUCGCGAAGCACUAUGGACCGAGUGCUGGCACUGCAGCGCAUGCGAGACCUAGGCUGCUUCAUCACCACUUCGGAAAACGUGCUAUUCAAGCUACUCGCCGACAAAAACCAUCCAAACUUCAAACAAGUGUCCAAAUUGAACAAAGUGCCUACAGUGGACACCUUGUUUGAUGUUGCGUCUAAAUCUAAGUUAUAGACAUAGAGGUUCCAAACUAUGGGCUGCUUCGUCGCGACAGCCGAGAAUGUUUUAUUCAAACUCAUGAAAGACAAAUCACAUCCAUCGUUCAAACAAGUCUCUAAACUGAAUUUAGUGCCAACCAGCGAUGUUUUAUUACAGGGUUCAAAGUGAAUUAUAUUUGUUAAAGUAUU